AUGUCCUCUGAGGAGCGACUCAACUACGACGAAGGCGCCGACGAGAAACCAUGCCGCUGGUCUGGAACUGGAAACGCGGAUAACGAGCUCGGCUGUGCUGCAAAAGAACGAUACGAUGGCGUGCUGGACGAAUGCAAGAUACAAAAACUCUCAAGCGAAAAUUACCAUGCGUGGGCGAUUCCAGCUAGAGCGGCUCUCGUCCAGAAAGGCUGUUGGGAGGCCAUCGAGCCUGGCUAUAGUGGAAGAGAAAUGACGAACGACGAGAGAAAGAUCAAUAAUAAGGCUUUGAUAUUGAUGUUCCUAGUAGUAGAAGACGCAUACCUGGACGACAUUGAGGAAUGUUCGACAGCUCACGAGGCCUGGGAUACACUGGAAGAGAUACAUUUAAAGUACUACAUGCUCUUCAGUUGAUGAGACUUUUUCAACACCAAAAUUAAGCCAGACGGAACCAUGACGAAUUACCUGGGUCGAAUAAUGAUCCUACACAGGAAGCUUUCAACGUCAGCAUACGCCUUCACCGACAGGGAAGUGGCACUGGUGAUGCCGAUGGGCUUGCCAGAAGCGUAUGAACCACUUAUCCUAAAUUUUGAGCAAGACGACGGAACGCUCACGACGAAGAAAGUGAAAGCAAGGCUGCUGGUGGAAGAAAAGCGGCAGAUCAAAUGUGAAGAUGACAGACUGAGUGAGAGUGAAGAAAUCAAGGCCCUCAUGACGAAGAGCAAGCCCAAUACACAGAGCAGUCAGCUCCAUAGAUUUAAUGGGCAAGAACAUUUUGCAAGGAAAGAAGAGACUAGCACUGCUAUGAGAUCCUCUGAACCGUAA
Molecule: messenger RNA, 822 nt
Organism: Ixodes scapularis (black-legged tick)
Lineage: Eukaryota; Metazoa; Arthropoda; Arachnida; Ixodida; Ixodidae
Exons: 2
Source: RefSeq, a predicted model, not a curated record